Molecule: messenger RNA, 4225 nt
Organism: Drosophila hydei
Lineage: Eukaryota; Metazoa; Arthropoda; Insecta; Diptera; Drosophilidae
Gene: AdamTS-B
Product: A disintegrin and metalloproteinase with thrombospondin motifs 7
Exons: 12
Coding region: 236-3310 (1024 amino acids)
Biological process (GO): proteolysis; extracellular matrix organization
Cellular component (GO): extracellular matrix
Molecular function (GO): metalloendopeptidase activity
Source: RefSeq, a predicted model, not a curated record
GAAACAAAAAUAUAUAAAAAGAAACAACAGCAGUCUUAGGCUGAUGCCCUGAUUGGACCUGGCCGCGAUUGGAUUUGGGCGCCUGCCAUGUGCCCGCUAAUUGCCAAGCUGCUAAAACGCAUGGACAACGGCUAAGGGCCUGAGGGACAAAGCAAGAACAUAACACAAGAGUAGAGAGUAUAAGAGACAGUUAGAGAAGGAGAAAUAAAGUUGUGCGCACUUGAGAGGAGACAAUAUGAAACGCUAUUAUCUGAGCACGCUGCUCUGCCUGUGGUUCAGCUAUGGCGGCUGCGAGCCGCUCUUUGGCUUGCACACGGAGGAGCUGGUGGAUGGCGAGGGGCAGCUGGUUGUGCCGCGGCGCGUGCAUGCCGAUGGCGCCUUCAUGACGCACACGCUCCACUACGCCCACGACCGGGAUCACAGGCGGCAGCGACGCAGCGUUGCGACAGAGCCGGAGCUGCACUUCGAGCUGCCGCUGCGUGACGAGACGCUGCACCUGGAGCUGACAGCUCACAGCUACUUCCUGGCGCCACAUCUGAUUGUGGAGAGACAUCGUCGGGAUCUGCGCACACGUGCGCCGCCGCCAGCGCAGCAGCUCAAUUGCCAUUUCCACGGCAAGGUGCGCGGCGAGCCCUCAGCCAAUGUGGCCAUAUCCACAUGUUCCGGUCUGGUGGGCCACAUUAAGACGGCCAACAAUGAGUAUUACAUAGAGCCUUCUAAGCAGCAUGCGGCGCAUCCAAUCAACGGUCAUCCGCAUGUAGUAUUCCAGCGGUCCUCGGUUAAGCCCAAGCCCAAGCUGAAGACCGAUCAGCACUGGCGUCGACAUAAGCGCAGGCGCAAGGAGCAGCGGCACAAGGACCAGCUGCGCAACCAGAGCCACAGCCACAGCCAGAGCCAGAGCCACAGUCCGAUUAGCAAUUGUGGCACACGCGAGCCUAGGCGCCGCAUGGAGACGCGACUCGAGUGGCAGGCGCGUGGAAAAUUCAAGAUACAAGGCGGUCGUAAGUUGCGACGUCAUCAUCGUCAUCACCAUCAUCAGCCGCAGCAGAAGGAGCAGCAGCCGCAGCUCCAUUAUCAUCAUCAUGGGUACAAGCAUCCGCACACGAAAUUCAAAUAUGAAACUCAAUUGGAGGAGCAGACGCACGUGGAGCGCAGUCGCCGCUCGAUCAGCAGUCCACGGCACGUGGAAACGCUGAUCGUGGCAGACGCCACAAUGUCGGCAUUUCACAAAGAUGUCGUUGGCUAUCUGCUGACCAUCAUGAACAUGGUGUCCGCCCUCUACAAAGAUCCCAGCAUAGGCAAUGCGAUCGAAAUCGUUGUGGUCCGCAUUAUUGAGCUGCAGGAGAAUGAUACAGAACCGGAGCUGAAUCUCACGCAGAAUGCGCAAAGGAAUCUCGAUCGCUUCUGCAGCUGGCAGCACAAGCUGAACACGCUCAAUGAGAACGAUCCGCAUCAUCACGACGUGGCCAUACUGAUAACGCGCAAGAACAUCUGUGGCAACAACUGCAUGACCUUGGGACUGGCCAAUGUGGGCGGCAUGUGCAAGCCGAAGCAAUCGUGCAGCGUGAAUGAGGACAACGGCAUCAUGCUCUCCCACACGAUCACGCACGAACUGGGCCACAACUUUGGAAUGUUCCACGACACGGCCAAGAUCGGCUGCCAUCCACGUGUCGGCUCCAUAGUCCACAUCAUGACGCCGACCUUUGGGGCGGAUACGCUGCAGGUUUGCUGGUCGAACUGCAGUCGGAAAUACAUAACCCACUUCCUGGACCAGGGAUUGGGUGAAUGCCUGGAUGAUUCACCCACACCUUUGGAUGAGUACAACUAUCCGGAGGCUCUGCCGGGCGAGCGCUACAAUGCGAAGCGCCAGUGCCGCAUGCAGUUCAAUCUGACUACCGAUAGCGACGUGGGCGCCUGUUCCGCGCCGCACGAGUUCUGCUCGACGCUCUGGUGCCGUGUGAAUGGCGAAUGUGUCACCAAUAUGCGUCCAACUGCGCCGGGCACCGCCUGCGGCAAGAACAAGUGGUGCCAGAACGGCAAAUGCGUUCGCAUGGAGGAGCUGACGCCCAUUCAUGGCGGCUGGGGCAACUGGAGCGAGUGGAGCGAAUGCUCGCGCAGCUGCGGCGGUGGCGUUUCCAUACAGCAACGCGAAUGCGACUCCCCCCUUCCAGCCAACGGCGGCGUCUUCUGCAUUGGCGAACGCAAGCGCUACAAGAUCUGCCGCAAGAAGCCCUGCCCCGAGCACCAGCCCAGCUUCCGGGCUCAGCAGUGUGCGCGCUACGACAAUGUCAGCUACCAGGGCGCCACCUACAAGUGGCUGCCCUUCUUCGACAAGAACAAUCCGUGUCGACUGUUCUGCAGCGACGUGGAUGAUACGAUCAUCGCUAACUGGGGCGAGACGGUGCUCGACGGCACGCCCUGUACGCUGGGCACGAACAACAUGUGCAUCGACGGCAUCUGCAAGAAAGUUGGUUGCGAUUGGAUCGUUGACUCGGACAUGCAGGACGAUCGUUGCGGUGUCUGUGGCGGUGCUGGUGAUCAAUGCAAGCCCAUAAAAGAGAUCUACAGUGAGGCCUUCAACGUGAGCGACGGCGUCUACGAACAGAUCGUCAGCAUACCGGCUCGGGCGCGCCACAUACUGAUCAAGGAGCUGGCCAACUCGCCGCACUUUCUGGCCAUCGGACGAGCGCAGGGCGACAAGUUUUAUUUGAAUGGCGACAGCCUGAUCUCCAUGCCCGGCGAAUUCGAGAUCGCCGGGGCCGAGAGCCUUUACGAUCGGCUGGACGAGCAGGAGACCAUCAAAAUACCUCAGCCAAUACAGCACGCCAUAGCACUCUAUGCUAUCGUGCGCGGCAACGAGAGCAACACGGGCAUCUACUACGAGUUCACGUUGCCCGCGUUUAAUGUCACCAGCGGGCGACAGCAUCAGUGGCGCCUGAGCAACUGGACCGCCUGCUCUGUUAGCUGUGGCGGCGGUGUUCAGCAUCGAGAGCCCAUCUGCCUGGAGAAUGGUAAAUUGCUCAGCGACAAGCUGCCCUGCUGGACACACGCAAAGAAUAAGCGGCCCUCGAGGCAGACACGCGUCUGUGCUGAGCAGCACUGUCCGGCGCAUUGGUGGCCCGGUCCUUGGCAAUUUUGUCCGCUUACCUGUCGCCAGCCGGGCGCUCCCAUGCCCCAGCGUCGGCGCUCCGUUGUCUGUCUCGAUCAGCACGAUGUUGUCGUCGCGGAUGCUCAGUGUAGCCUGCUUCCCCGGCCGCCCGAAACGGAGCCGUGCGAGUCAACGCUGCCCGAGUGCCGGCUCAAGCUGUGAGGCAAACUGCGGCAGCUGGAAUCGGAACUGGAAAUAGAAUCGGAACCGGAACUACAACUGCAACUGGGACCGGAACUAGAACUGGAAAGCGAUCUGGCACCGAAAUAGUAACUGGUUCUCAAACAGAAAACCGAAACUGAAACCGGACUGAAGCUGGAACCGGAACUGGAACUGGUAGUGCAGCCCAAGCUUGAACCGGAACUGGAAUUUGAUCCGGUGGCGGAAACUAUUUAUUGCUAUUAAUUAAAGUGAAAGCUAACUUAAGUGAGCUGCUAAUAAAACCCACAGUUUUACAUAUUUAUUUGAACAAGUUCGAAUUAUACGUGUAACUAUCGAUAAGCGAAUAUUAUCGAUCAAUAAUAUUAGGAAAUAUGCCCUGCAGUUGCCCUAAGCUUACUCAGCCCUUAGCAAGUGUAGAGCUGAACACGAUUUGUAAAGGUUUGAAAUAAAUCAAUCGAUUUAUCGAUAAGUUUUUAUUGAGCACCCUGUGACUGGGAAUGUUUUUCUAUCAAUUUCUAGCUAAGCUUUUAAGAUGAUACUAUCUAUAAGGAAGUAACAAGUAAUAUGCCCUCUGGAUGCUUGCUUUAUGGAAAAGCUUGAGGCCGUUGACUCACGCGUAUGAAGACCUUAGAAGAAUUCUUAAGAGCUCGCCCAACUCUAAUUGCCCUUCAAUUUUUCCAAAGAACAUUUCAAAAUUCAAAUCGAUUUGGUUUCGGGUUUCAAUACAUUUUUACUUGCUCGUAAGCCGAUUGGAUAGACUAAUUCAAUGCUUAACAUGCAGGGCAUAACAACGAGUACUUAAAACAAAUCGAAAAAAAAUAAAAAAAAAAAAUAGUUUCUAGGAACUAAGCCUGGUGUUUAGGCAACAUUUGUUUAUACAUGAUGUGUGUAGUAUUAUCUAUGAGCGUAUGCAUA